Molecule: messenger RNA, 1950 nt
Organism: Ostrinia furnacalis (Asian corn borer)
Lineage: Eukaryota; Metazoa; Arthropoda; Insecta; Lepidoptera; Crambidae
Gene: Gprk2
Product: G protein-coupled receptor kinase 2
Exons: 11
Coding region: 75-1604 (509 amino acids)
Biological process (GO): protein phosphorylation; regulation of signal transduction; signal transduction
Cellular component (GO): cytoplasm
Molecular function (GO): G protein-coupled receptor kinase activity; ATP binding
Source: RefSeq, a predicted model, not a curated record
UGCUGUUCCGGCAGUUCUGUGAGCGGAACCGGCCGGAGUACCACAAGUACAACAAUUUCCUAGAUGCGGUCAGUAUGCAUUUGGCGGAGAGGUACGAGGUGGAAGUGGACGAGACACGGGCGGCGCUCGCGAACAAAGUGUUCGGUCAAUACCUGAAGGCGGACGACGAGCAGGCCGUGACCGACGUCGUGAGCGCGCGCGUCAUAGAAGACACGACCGCAGUAUUAGAAGGCGGCUCCAAAGACAUAUUCGCAGAAUGCAUCAGAUGCGUCAAGAACUUCCUGGCGGGGCUCCCGUUCGCGGAGUUCGAACGGUCCAUGUAUUUCCACCGGUACCUGCAGUGGAAAUGGCUGGAGGCGCAGCCGGUCACCCAGCAUACGUUCCGGAUGUACCGGGUGUUAGGGAAAGGCGGGUUCGGGGAGGUGUGCGCUUGCCAGGUCCGAGCGACGGGUAAAAUGUACGCCUGCAAGAAGCUGGAAAAGAAACGCAUAAAGAAGCGCAAGGGGGAAGCCAUGGUGCUGAUCGAGAAACAGAUCCUGCAGCGGAUCAAUUCAAGAUUCGUGGUCAACCUGGCCUACGCUUACGAGACCAAGGACGCGCUCUGUCUCGUGCUCACUAUUAUGAACGGAGGCGACCUAAAGUUCCACAUCUACAACAUGUGCGGCGCCGAUACCGGCUUGGGGCUGGAGCGAGCGCGGUUCUACGCUGCUCAAGUGGCCUGCGGGCUCGACCACCUGCACAAGAUGGGCAUAGUGUACAGAGACUGCAAGCCGGAGAACAUCUUACUAGACGACGCGGGUCACGUGCGGAUCUCAGACCUGGGACUGGCCGUGGAUGUACCGGAGGGCGGCAGCGUGCGCGGCCGCGUCGGCACCGUCGGCUACAUGGCGCCAGAGGUCAUAGACAACGAGCGCUACACGUUCAGUCCGGACUGGUUCUCCUUCGGCUGCUUGGUGUAUGAGAUGAUCGAGGGCCGCGCGCCCUUCCGCGCGCGCAAGGAGAAGGUCAAGCGGGAGGAGGUCGACCGCCGGGUCAAGCACGAGCAAGAGAAAUACUCAAGCAAGUUCAGCGAGUGCGCCCGAUCUUUAUGCAGCGGGUUGCUAUGCAAGUGCGCGGGCGCGCGGCUUGGCUGCGGCGCGGGCCGGCGCGGCGCUCAAUUGGUUAAGGCUCAUCGGUUCUUCGCGCAAUUAAACUUUGCGAGGCUUGAAGCUGGCAUGGUGGACGCGCCGUUUGUGCCUGACCCGCACGCGGUGUACGCCAAAGACGUGCUCGACAUCGAGCAGUUUUCCACCGUGAAGGGCGUCAACUUGGACGCGGCCGACGACACCUUCUACGGCAAGUUCAACACCGGCUCCGUCAGCAUCCCGUGGCAGGCCGAGAUGAUCGAGACAGGCUGCUUCACCGAACUCAAUGUCUUCGCGAGAGGCGAGAACGGCGAGGAGCAGGCGCCGCCGGACCUGACUUUAGCGCCCGCCGCGCCGCCGCCCGACGAUACCGGCUGCUUCCUCUUCGCACGACGGGUGCUGUGUCCCCAAAAGAAGAUUCCGCCGCGCCUUCGACCCGUGCCCGUGCCAGACCAUCUGCUGCCGCCGCCGUCCAGCUGACCGACCGGCCACGACACGACACACGUCACGACACAACGCGACCCGUGAUCAGAGGCACGCGCCGCCACGACACGACGCCGACCCGUGAUCAAAGGUAGACUUGCGUGUUCUUUGACGUUUCUUCACGAAGUUUUCUUGUUUGACAGAUAAAUGUUGUGGAAGGAAAAUAGAGGAAAAUUGUUUUUUGGUUAAAACAAAGCGACUGCCACAAGGAACAUACACAGUUCCGCAAUGUGAGGCUGGGUUGCACCAUCUUACUGUAGGUAUAAAAAAUGUCAAAAGUCUUUCAAACUCCAUAAAAAAGCACAGGUAAUCGAUCUAGUUACGUUCAAAGUUAGAUGGUGCA